AGAGAUGCACUUGACAAGUACGCAAUGGAGAUGUCAGACCUCACUACCCGCCUCAUGCCGUUCAUGGCGAGCGACCUCGGGGUCGAGCAGGAGACGCUCGUGGGAAUCUUCCAGGGCAAGAGGCAGAGCGUGGCCUUCCACUACUACCCUCCGUGCCCCCACCCGGACAAGGUGAUCGGCAUCACGCCGCACCACGACGGCCUCGGACUCACGCUGCUGCUCCACGUCGACGAAACCCCCGGCCUGCAGGUGAGGAGAAACGGCACAUGGUACCCGGUGAACCCGCUGCCAGGCGCCUUGGUUAUCAACGUUGGCGACAUCCUCCAGAUCCUCACCAAUGGCAUGUACAAGAGCGCCGUGCACAGGGUGGUGGCGGACACCAAGAAAGGCCGGGCCACCGUGGUGAUGUUUCAGCAUGCUUGUGUUGCCGGGCUGGUGAAGCCGCUCCCGGAGCUAGGCGAGGCAGCGUACAAGGCGAUCGAGAAGGUUGAGUACAUCAAGGGAAACUUCAGGGCGCUUGCCGAAGGGACAUGGUUCGUGGAUAGUCUCAAGAUCAAUCAAAAAACAUAA
Molecule: messenger RNA, 570 nt
Organism: Triticum aestivum (bread wheat)
Lineage: Eukaryota; Viridiplantae; Streptophyta; Magnoliopsida; Poales; Poaceae
Product: protein SRG1-like
Exons: 1
Coding region: 25-570 (181 amino acids)
Source: RefSeq, a predicted model, not a curated record